Molecule: messenger RNA, 1512 nt
Organism: Eremomyces bilateralis CBS 781.70
Lineage: Eukaryota; Fungi; Ascomycota; Dothideomycetes; Eremomycetales; Eremomycetaceae
Exons: 6
Coding region: 1-1512 (503 amino acids)
Source: RefSeq, a predicted model, not a curated record
AUGGACUCGAUUCUACCGUAUCUCUUGACGCAGGCCAGCAAUGUCGUGGACGUUGCCGCCGCUCUGCAUAUCUUCUACGAUGAAAUUCCACAAUAUCGGGCCGAUAUUGGCGACGUCCUUGGGCUGUUGAAGCAGAUCGGCGACUUGCUCUACGCCGUUGAAGGUGCCAUUGCGACCUCUCCGAACGCGAGAACUUCCCCGACACUCGCAAUGGAUCUGAACAUAUUCACAAGAGGCCAGUAUUACACACUCGUAGCGUUUAGGAAGAUGAUGCGCGACUCCAGGCCCACGGCCUUCGGGAGGCCGUCGUAUGCAGCUGCAUGGAACCUGAUGUCGUUGAAGAUGCGAGAUGAAGGGUGUGCGGUCCAUUCAAGGCUCCGAAUGUAUAUCACCUUCUUGAGUAACAUCAUUGAAGCAAUUCGAAGAAUAAUCAAUAUAGCCGAGAUGGCAGAUAUCCGAGUUCGUCUAACCGGUUUACUCCACGCUCAAACGCCGAUAUCGGGACCCUAUCGCAUUUUCGGGACACCACUAAUAAACCAUCAAGUCCCACCACCACCACCUCACCCAGCCCAUGGAAUGCCCGGUGCCUUUCCCGGCGAUUUUCCCUCCCCCAUCUCCCCUAUCUCCACCACCUCCGGACCCAGCGUAGGCGACGAGUUCUUCCCCAUGAUGUCUAACUCCCCGCGGCCAACCACCCCGUUCGCAGCCCCAGCACCCCACUCGCGCCACUGGGCCACCAAGAUAUUCGAGGCGCAACCCCCGCGCAGCGUCUUCCGCGUCCGCGGACCCCGAACCAAGUGCCUUGGCCGAGAUGAUGCGACGGCGUCGGAGAACCUACGACAUAAUCGCUAUCAGGAGGUCGCGCGGGUUCCGUUUUCGAAUGGGGCCCUUCUGGUUCGGUUAUAUUUGCGGGAUGCGGAUCAACGCGCGAAGGUGCUGGUUACGGGGUCGGAUCAGCAACGGUUCGAUAUGCUGUGCAGCAUGCCGAUAACCGGACUCAAAUGCGUUCGGAAGCGCUCGUAUGUGGAGCUCCAUCGGAUCAAUCGAGAGUACCUACGGCCAGAACUCUGGGCGAGUCUGAGCUUCUCAACUUCGGAAGCCAUGAAGAGUCAGGACUCAAGCGUCGUCGCUCAUGGACUGGACGAUUACAUCUCCCCGCUAGACUACGAGUCUGUCGAGUUCACCGGGAUGAUCACUUCCCGUACUUUCCUCCAUGUUCUCCGAAUCUACCGCGACCUCUCCACCAACUCAGUGCGGCUGGAAGCCUCUCCUCUGCGCGGAAAGUUCGCCGGAAAGCCGAUCUGGACGGCGUUUGUGACCCAGUUUAUCGGAUCGCGCACGUGGAUGGAGCUGCACGGGAACGUCGUGAAGCUUCUAGAUUUGCGACCCUACAUGUUCUGCGAUGGGUAUGAGCUACCGAGAAGUCAGUCCGGGCGGUACAUUCUGACAUUCACCGAGACGAGAGAUGCGAGGAGUUUUUAUGAAACGUUUCAUGGUAUUCGCACGAGUUGA